AUUAUAACAUUUGGUGGCCGAAGAGUGUCUGGGUUGCUCGCAAUCGCGCGACAUGUGACCAAGUUGCCCACAACGAUUACAGGUAAUGUCUGUUCGAGGUUCUCUACAAUCCCGCACCAUGUGACCAAACUGUCCACAACGGUUGCAAGUGACAUCUGUUCGAGGUUCGGUACAUUCUCGCACCAUGUGGCCAAACUGUCCACAACGAUUACAAGUAACGUCUGUUCGGGGCUCAGUACAGUCCCGUACCAUAUGACCAAAUUUUCCACAGCGAUUACAGGUAACGUCUGUUCGGGGCUCCGAACAGUCCCGCACCAUAUGACCAAGCUGUCCGCAACGGUUACAGGUGACAUCUGUCCGGGGCUCGGUACAAUCCCGCACCAUGUGGCCUACCUGGCCACAACGGUUACAGUUAAUAUCUCUCCGAGGCUCGGUACAAUCGCGUGCCAUGUGACCAACUUCGUUACAGCGGUUACAGGUCACGUCUCUUCGGGGCUCGGUACACUCGCGUAUCCUGUGACCCUCGCGUCCGCAUCGGUUGCAAGUAAUGGAUGCAGGCGGUUCAGUGCAUUCUCUGCUGAUGUGACCCUCCCUGUUACAGUUCCUGCAGACCUGUACUUUGCGAGGUUCCGGGCAAGUACGCGUACGGUGCUCUUCAGAGCCACAGUUGUAACAUUUCCCAAAAUAUUCUGAUCUAUCAGAUUCUCGUUUAUCUUCAGGGCAUUCAGAGACUACAUGGCCUUCCUGUUUACAGUUAUGACAUCUCGGAAUACGGCUUGGAACCACAAUGCCGCCUCUCUCGAGCCUCAUGAGGUUCUCUUCAUAACUUGUGGCCAUCCCGAUGGACAUGCGGCCUCUCUUUACGGUUCCAGGCUUGAUAAAGGAUGGAAUAACACGAAACUCCUGUCUAGGCUC
Lobosporangium transversale is the source of this 915-nucleotide messenger RNA. RefSeq lists its product as hypothetical. Bases 253 to 693 code for a protein of 146 amino acids. The record is from RefSeq and is a predicted model, not a curated record. The transcript has a single exon. NCBI's taxonomy places the organism in Eukaryota, Fungi, Mortierellomycota, Mortierellomycetes, Mortierellales, Mortierellaceae.